CACGCACGUCCACACUACCCCUCCCCCUCAAUUGCCAGCUGACUGACGCAGUGCGUGGCGCCGCCGUGCACAUGUGCGUGGCCUCUGAACCCAUUGUUGUGCUGCGGGUGACGUCAGCGCGCUGAGCAGGGAGAGGAGCCCCGAGUCAGUGUGGCGGUGUGCGCCCUGGCCAAACAAAGGAGGAUCAGGGAGAGAGGGACUGGAAGAAAGAAAGCUAGGUAGCGUGAGUGAGAGGAAAAAUAGCUAGCUAGAGAGAGAGACAUAGAGGGGAAGCCUGCUGUAAUUGCACAAGCCAGCCUCCCCCUCCCAACACCCAUUUAUCUUCAUCCCACCCUCUAGAGACGAAGGAAGGAAGGAAGGAAGGAGAAAGAGAAAGACACUGAGGCAGACAAACAAAGUGAGCGGAGACUGAGAAGCGCAGGCAUUGCCCUAAAAAAAUAAACUGCUUGCUUUCUUUCUUUUUACCAAAUAUAAAAAGUGUGCGAUACAGAGUAGAAGGAAGAAACGCGCUACCACGAUUGAUUUCGUUUUGCGGGUCCUAAAAAACAGAGGACAAAGAAAAGAAACUGUUUUUUAUAUAAGAAGUAAUAGGGGAAAAAAACCUUAAUCAACCAGUUACUCCGGGAAGACAAAGACUGGAAAAGGGGACGCUGGUUCAAGGCGCACGGUGACGCCUUAUUUCCAGACGACUUUACCCCAGAAUUGCUACUUUUAGCUUUUUCCCCCCGGUGUGUGUCUCUUGGAUACCCUCGUUAGUUUUUUAGUUGGUGUCUUCUUAGCAAUAAACAGCGGUCCCUAUGCUUUAGGAAGGAGACCAUGCCAAGCUCACUCUACCACCCAGACAUCAUGGAAGGCGAGUUGAUUGUAAGCAGCCACCACGGCGGAGGAAUGACUACAGAAACCGAGGACGGGCACCAGCGGGACGAGCAGCACCAAGAAGCGCUCCGGUUCGCCCUGGACCAGCUCUCGCUGAUCGGGCUGGAGGAUCGGGGCGAGUGCGGAGGGACAGGGGAGACAGACCCCACGCUAGUCGGGCUGGACGAUGGAAGCUGUAACGGCGUCGGGGUUGGAUUCAUCGGGCUGCAGAUGAUGGAGCACCCCGGCGGCCCUUCGUCCUCGCCGACUUCUUGCUCCCCUCCUCCAGACAUCUUCGGCCCGGGUUUCCACAUGGCAGCCCAACACCAGCACUCCAUCUUGGGCGAACAGGUGAACGUGAUAGGAUGCCGAAAGAGGAGUGUGAACAUGACCGAGUGUGUGCCGGUGCCCAGCUCCGAACACGUCGCCGAAAUCGUUGGCAGACAAGGCUGCAAGAUCAAGGCCCUGCGAGCGAAGACUAACACGUACAUCAAGACCCCGGUGCGCGGCGAGGAGCCCAUGUUCAUUGUGACGGGGCGCAAGGAGGACGUGGAAAUGGCCAAGAGGGAGAUCCUCUCUGCCGCCGAGCACUUCUCCAUGAUCCGGGCCUCCAGGAACAAAGCCAGCGCGGCGGGGCUGGUGGGUGCGCCCGUCCCCGGACCCCCCAACCUGCCAGGCCAGACCACCAUCCAAGUGCGCGUGCCUUACCGCGUCGUUGGGCUGGUUGUGGGGCCCAAGGGAGCCACUAUCAAGAGGAUCCAGCAGCAGACUCACACCUACAUCGUCACGCCCAGCCGGGACAAGGACCCAGUGUUCGAGGUGACGGGCAUGCCGGAGAACGUGGACCGCGCCCGCGAGGAGAUCGAGACGCACAUCACGUUGCGGACCGGUGCCUUCGUGGACCUGCAGGGAGACAACGACUUCCACAGCAACGGCACGGACGUCAGCCUGGACGCCUCUGGUCUGGUGGUGGGGGCGGGGUUGUGGGCGCGGCCUACCAACAGCACGCAAGGUACAGCCGCCUCCGCCGCUCGCAAGAUCGCCACUGCAGCCUUCCGCAACGGCAGCCUGAGCUCGCUCGGCUCGGGAUCCACGGAGUCGCACUACAGCAGCGCCGGGGGCCGCAUCGCCGACACCAGCCCGACCAGCCCCUUCAGCACUGGCAGCGCUGGCGGGGGGGGUGCAGGAGGGGGCUUCGCGUUUGGAGGAGACCCCCAUGCUGCUCUCCCGCCUGCUGACGACUUGGGAUUCGAGUUCACCACCGGCGCGGGCAACAUCUGGGCUCCUUUUGUCAAUGGCUUGUCUCAGACUGCAUGUCAGCAGCAGCAGCAAAGGCGCAACAGCGGGCUGAGCGCAGGGGCCCUCACUCCCCGGCUGUCCCCCACGCUGCCUGAGUCUGUGGUUCUGGAUCACCCGCUGGCCCGCAGAGCCCAAAGUGACCCCCUGAGCGCCCUCUCCUGGCUGCACGGCAGCGGCUCAGCCGCGUCUUCCUUCUCUGGCAGCACCACUGGCUAUUCCUCUGCCUCUGCCUCCUCCCUGCCGGGCAGCCUGUCCUCUGCAGCCUCCGGUGGCUCCCCCACCGACUCAGAAGGGGGCAUGCUGGGGCGCCUGAAGAGCGCACGGGAGUGUUCGGUCUGCUUCGAGAGCGAGGUGACAGCCGCCCUCGUCCCCUGCGGACACAACCUGUUCUGCAUGGAGUGCGCGGCUCAGAUCUGCAAGUCAGCUGAACCGGAGUGCCCAGUCUGCCACGCCCCAGCUACCCAGGCCAUCCGUAUCUUAUUAUAACAGAUGAAAUGAACAGGGGGAGGGAGAGGAGAAAAGAAAAGACAGACACCGACUUACUAUCCUGUCGGACACAGCUGCUGCACAUCCAACGAUCCCAGAAAAAAAUAGACGCAAAACACUCUACUACUCUACUACGACUACUGCUACCACAUAGAUACAUUUUUAAGACGGACUUAAACUUGUGUAUUAGUAUUAUUAUUAUUAUUAUUGUUUUUCGGACUGCAGAAGGUAUAAUGUUGCCCAGAUAAACGAAGAACGUUUACUCAAACACACAAAAGCUUGGUGAUUUUGAGGGAGGGGAUGGGAUGGGUGAGACUCUAAGGUGUUAUCAGUCCAAUGCUUCUGUUUCUGAAAGUCUCAGCAAGUCUUAAACAGCAUUCCGUCAUGAGUUUUAAUAAACAGGAAAGGUCCAGCACUUUUUUUUUUUUAUUUUUAAAUAUAAAAAGUUUAAGGGGUGGGUGGGGGGCACGUGUGUAGAGUUCAGGGAUUUGUAGGUAGCAAGAUAUUUUUAAUUAUUUUUUAAUUAUUUUUUUUUUAAAGCAGAGUUUUAUCUUGUACAUGAAAAAAUUAACAAGACCAAAAGUAACUUGGAGGGUGUUUUUGUUUUUCUAAAACGUCCUUUGUGUUUGAAAUCAUCUUGACAGAAAAAAAAAACUGUACAAAACCUUUUUUUUUUUUUUUAUAAAUAUAUAUAUGUAUAAUUUUAUUUUUUGUACUCUCGUCCAGGGGAAAACAAAAUCGCACAGAAAACAGUUUCAACACUGAAGUGCACGAGCUUCCAGUUCUCCUUCAGCAGUGUUUAACACUCAGAGCUGGCCCCAGUCCCUCCACAGUCACUGCUUGGGGUCUACAAGGUAAAAAUCAGGCUGUCUCAUAUUGCCCCCUUACGAGAAAUUGGGCUGCUUCAUACACUUCCCUGAUCCUGAACUCCCUAGUAAGCAUGCAUUAAUAGCACACUUCUAGAUAUGAAACUGUUGGUCAAACUUUACUUGGGGCUGUAGUCUAAUCCUUGUGGGAAGGAAGAGAAAGGGCGAGGCGGGCAGGGGGCAAAAGGUAGCUUUCAGUAGGGCAUUUUCUUGCCUUAUCUGUAUCGUUAUUCCAGUAACCACCUUGAAGGGCUUCUGCUAGGGACAGAAAAGGCAGUACCAUAGCCAUGAACUACCCCACACCCUAGCUGUUAGAAACUGCCCCCCCUCCCCCACACACACAGAAAGGAGUGUUAAACACACCACAGAAUUUGUGAUCUCUGGAGACCAUUGCUAUACUAACCAGUGACACCACAUCCUCAGUUUGUUUCUGUGUCUGAUCAAUGGACAUUUUCUAUGUGUGUGUGUGUGAAUAGCUGACUACAUUUAGGAUAUUAAAUACCAAACAAAUGCAGAACCUUACAUUCUGAUGCAUUAACUAGGAGUCUUAUUUAUAAAAGGAAAAAUAUCUAGUGUGAGCUUUUUCAUGCAGUCUUUUUUUAGAACAAUUGUCCACAGACUUCGUUUUCAAAACCAGUGGGUUGUUCAUACAGUAGUAAGGGACGCAAGAUCUGCCAUUGUCAGUAAGUUCCCAGUAAACAAAUCGUCUGUUCUCAUGUAUUGGGGACCGGAUUGUUUUUACCACACGGUUCGUGCUGUAGACAUUUCUCCAGUUUGUAUUCCUUGCUUUACAAUAACGGUUGCCUGCCCUGUUUUUUUUUUUUAUUUUUUAAUUUUUUUAAAUAACCAAAGUCUCCCUUUUACUAGGCUUGCACCAUCCUGAAACUAUCUGUAUAAAUACUAAAAGCUCUUGGAUAAAUGUAUAGAAAUAUAAAUAAUGAGUAUCAUGAUGAGAAAAGGAUCCAAGUAAUUGUAUUUCAUUUGUAAACUCAGAUCUGCAUGUAUCUGACCCGUCAGACAGUGACUUUUUCUUUUUUUUUUUUUCUCCUCCCCCCCCACUUUCCUCCCCCAAGUGUCCCAGGGCACCCUGUGACCUUUUUGUUUACCUCUUCCUGUAUACAACAUGUAGGCAAUUUAUAGCAGAAAUGAACUUUUAUUGAAGAAAUUAAGAACUAAAUAUAUUUUAUUUUAAAUUUAUGGACCUUUUAAACUUUGGCGCAGCUAAAGUACUGAUAUAUAUAUUUGAACUGACUUGACGGUUAAAUUGUAUUAAGAGUUUUAUUUUUUAUGCUUCUUAAUAAAGUUUUUUUUUUACUGUACAGAA
Messenger RNA from Acipenser ruthenus (sterlet), 4830 nucleotides. Its product is annotated as RNA-binding protein MEX3B-like. The record is from RefSeq and is a predicted model, not a curated record. Lineage: Eukaryota; Metazoa; Chordata; Actinopteri; Acipenseriformes; Acipenseridae. The coding region runs from base 817 to 2640 and encodes 607 amino acids. Gene Ontology annotation, molecular function: RNA binding. The transcript has 2 exons.